UCAAGUAAAUCGAUAUUUUAAUUCAAGAGGUCGUUGUUCAGGUUAAGUUCUCCCGAAAAAUCUAAAAUUAUAAAAAACAUACUGCAAAAAUGUCAGCAAUAAUGAAAAAAGAGCUUAUGAAACAGAAGAAAUUGCUACACCCAAACAGUCGAAAAGUCCUGGCAAUAGCGAAAAAGAGUAAAAAAGCGUCAAAUAGGGUGAAUGCAAAGCAAACCGGUUCAAUGAAACAGAACUUGAUACGAGAAAAAAUGAUGUGGAUCCGUGAACACAUGAUACCAGACGUCUGCCCUUAUCCAUCAAAUCUGACUGGUGAAUUGCUGGAGAAGUACAUUGCGAGGCACGAUGAGGAGAUGUCGAAAAUUGUUGAGGGAAAACUGGGGAAGAGGAACAGGAGUCGAACUAGUCGUGAGGAUAUCCUCAGGAUGAUGAAGGAGAGGGAACUGGAGGAAUAUAAUGGCCCAGGAAUAGAAAUUCCCAAUAUUUUGGUGUCUUCUCAGUGCGAAAUGCUGAGGAAAUGGGACGGAGAACUUCGCUAUCUCCCGAAUUUCAGUUUUCGUCGGUUUGGAAAGAAACAUGUGACAAAUUAGUAAUUAAAGAUAAUUACAAUUAUUCAA
Molecule: messenger RNA, 614 nt
Organism: Fopius arisanus
Lineage: Eukaryota; Metazoa; Arthropoda; Insecta; Hymenoptera; Braconidae
Product: translation machinery-associated protein 16
Exons: 5
Coding region: 90-587 (165 amino acids)
Cellular component (GO): nucleus
Source: RefSeq, a predicted model, not a curated record